This is a messenger RNA of Gossypium raimondii (Peruvian cotton), 2020 nucleotides long. Its product is annotated as protein NRT1/ PTR FAMILY 1.2. Gene Ontology annotation, cellular component: plasma membrane. Gene Ontology annotation, biological process: transmembrane transport. Gene Ontology annotation, molecular function: transmembrane transporter activity. NCBI's taxonomy places the organism in Eukaryota, Viridiplantae, Streptophyta, Magnoliopsida, Malvales, Malvaceae. The transcript is spliced from 4 exons. The record is from RefSeq and is a predicted model, not a curated record. The coding region runs from base 174 to 1925 and encodes 583 amino acids.
UUCGUCGUUAUUCAUGGAAACUGCACUUUGUUUUUUAUAACUGAAAUAUCGAUCAUAUUCAAGCUUUAGUCAUACAGAGAAUACCAGCAUCAUUUCUUUUUUUCUUUUUUAAUCCUCAUUUACACUCUCAAGCAAACAAUUCCAUUCCAUAGCCCUGGGGAAAAAAUCCCACCAUGGAAACUCCUUCAGAUGAAAACAACAAGAUCAGAGAACCCUUCCUUUCUUCCUCUCCAUCAAAGGGUGGUUUCAGAACACUGCCUUUCAUCUUAGCAACGGAGGCUUUUGAAAGGGUGGCGACUAUUGGGUUAUCACCGAAUAUGAUAGUGUAUUUGAGGAGAGAAUUCGGCAUGGAAACAGCUAAAGCUGCUAACGUGAUCUUCUUUUGGUCAGCUGCUACCAACUUCACUCCGAUCAUUGGUGCUUUUAUUGCCGAUUCUUAUAUGGGAAAGUACCGUAUGAUCGGAUUCGGAUCCGUCCUUUGUUUUCUGGGGAUGAUUCUAUUAUGGUCAACAGCCAUAAUUCCACAAGCAAGGCCAUAUUGCGACCAAUUCAACACCAUUUGUGAAGCCCCGACAACACCCCAACUUCUACUCUUAUAUUGUUCAUUAGGCCUAAUCUCUAUCGGAGCCGGUGGCAUAAGAUCGUCGUGCAUGGCCUUUGGUGCCGAUCAAUUGGAUAAGAGAAACAACCCGGAAAAUACAAAAACUUUACAGAGUUUCUUCGGCUGGUACUAUGCUACUAUCACGUUUUCAGCUCUAAUUGCUGUAACUUUGAUCGUUUAUGUUCAAGAUACUUUGGGGUGGGGAAUGGGUUUCGGGAUACCUGUAAUGUUGAUGUUCGGUUCAGCUGUUUCUUUCUUCUUAGCAUCUUCGUUUUACAUCAAGUUGAAAGCUAAGACAAGCUUACUCACUGGUCUGGCUCAAGUUAUAGUGGCUUCUUUCAGAAACAGGCGCAUUGAGUUACCGUCUCAUGCCACUAAUGAAGUUUACCAUAUUAGAAAGGGAUCGAUGCUCCAAGUGCCAAGUGAAAAACUAAGGUUUCUGAAUAAAGCUUGCGUGAUAAAAGAUCCUCAAGAGGACUUAACCUCGAAUGGAGAUGCUUCAAACCCAUGGAGUCUUUGUACAGUAGACCAAGUGGAGGAUCUAAAAGCAUUGAUCAGAGUAAUGCCGCUUUGCUCUGCCGGAAUCAUGAUGUCCGUCAACGUUUAUCAAAGCUCAUUUAUGGUAAUUCAAGCAGGCACCAUGGACAGGCACGUAACUCCAAACUUCGAAAUCCCAGCAGGUUCAUUCAGCAUGUUUAUGAUGAUCUCUAUAGUUGUAUGGAUCCCCUUCUACGACCGGAUAGCUCUUCCUUUAGCUUCAAAGAUUAAAGGAAAACCAGUUCGUCUAGGUUUAAAACAAAGGAUGGGGAUUGGUCUUCUUUGCUCUGGUUCAUCCAUGGUAGCAUCCGCAAUUAUAGAGUAUACUCGACGGAAAAUCGCGAUCGAAGAAGGACUUUCCGAUGAACCGGCAGCAGUUGUGCAUAUGUCUGCACUAUGGAUACUGCCGUUUUAUAUCCUAGGUGGCUUGGCUGAGCCCUUCAAUGGAAUUGGACAGAUUGAAUUCUGUUACUCCGAAUUACCGAAAACCAUGUCGACCAUUGCGGCCAAUAUUUACGGAUUCGGAACCUUCAUUUCGAACCUGGUGGCGAGUUUUAUAACAAGCAUGGUUGACAAUGUUACUAAAAGAGGAGGUGAAAGUUGGAUUUCAAGCAACAUGAACAAAGGGCAUUAUGAUUACUAUUAUUGCCUUCUUGCUGGCUUGAGCAUGCUUAAUUUUAUCUACUUUCUGGCUUGCUGCAAAGCUUACGGCCCUUGCCAUGGAGAUGACAAAAACCAGGCAGAGAAAUCCAAAAAAGGAGAUUAUGAGAGCAUAGAUGAUAGUUAAGUUCCUUAGUAUACAGUAAGAUACAUGUGAUGUCUAAUGAAAAUCUUAUUGUCUUGAUUGAGUACUACACAGAGAUAAAAGUUUUCAGAACUAAA